Molecule: messenger RNA, 2606 nt
Organism: Nerophis ophidion (straightnose pipefish)
Lineage: Eukaryota; Metazoa; Chordata; Actinopteri; Syngnathiformes; Syngnathidae
Gene: hsd17b12b
Product: hydroxysteroid (17-beta) dehydrogenase 12b
Exons: 11
Coding region: 111-1070 (319 amino acids)
Cellular component (GO): endoplasmic reticulum
Molecular function (GO): oxidoreductase activity
Source: RefSeq, a predicted model, not a curated record
GGAACGUCACGACAAUCAGGGCGGAAGUGACGGCCUAAAUCCCGGCGCAUGUGUCUGUACUGUGUUCAGUGUUUAAAGCUAGAAGUUGUGUCAUAGUCACAAUACACACCAUGUCGUCUGGUGGUGAAGUAGUGCUUCGGGCCGUGGAGACGCCUCUCUUCUGGCUGGGCGCGCUGACCGCGGCCUGGCUGUCAGUGUGCUCCGUGUACAGACUUCUAGCCGGGAUCAAGGUAUGGCUGCUGGGCAACGGGCGGCUAGUAUCUCCCGCCACACUGGGCAAGUGGGCAGUUGUGACAGGAGCGACGGAUGGAAUCGGCAAGGCUUAUGCUGAAGAGCUGGCACGCAGGGGCUUCGCCAUCGUGCUCAUUAGUCGCUCUCAAGAGAAGCUGGAUGAAGUAUCUAAAGCGAUUGAAAGCAAAUGUGGUGUGAAGACAAAAACCAUUGCAGCAGACUUUAGUGCAACAGAUAUUUACGCCAAGAUUGCAGAUGGACUUGAAGGACUGGAAAUUGGAGUAUUAGUGAACAAUGUCGGGAUAUCCUACCCAUACCCAGAAUUCUUCCUCAACGUCCCUGAUCUUGAUAAUUUCAUUGACACUUUGGUGAAUGUCAACAUAACGUCAGUAUGUCAGAUGACACGCCUUGUUCUGCCUCAAAUGGCUGAAAGGAGGAAGGGCGCCAUCCUCAACAUCUCUUCUGCCAGUGGAAUGUAUCCUGUUCCUCUGCUUACGGUCUAUUCUGCAUCCAAGGCGUUUGUGGACUUCUUCUCUCGAGGACUGCAAGCUGAAUACAAGAGCAAGGGGAUCAUCAUCCAGAGUGUUCUGCCAUUUUUUGUUGCAACGAAACUGAGUAAGAUCCGAAGGGCCACGUUGGACAAGCCAAGUCCAGAGCGCUACGUCGCCGCAGAGCUCAACACCGUGGGCCUCCAGACCCAAACCAAUGGCUACCUGCCUCAUGCCAUCAUGGGCUGGGUGAGUACUGUUCUGCUCCCUGCCAACAUCCUCAGCAGACACGUGAUGGGAAUGGGCCUGUCCCAGCGUGCUCGUUACCUCAAGAAGCAGAAGCAGGGCUAGGGCUCAGCGGAGGCUGAGCGCCACCAGCUGUGCUCACGCCUCGUCUGACUAGCGUCAUCAGCAUCAUCAGCGCGGACCAAGGAGAGGAAAAAAAACAACAAAUCAGUUUCCCUCCCCUUUAGAAACGGCAAGUCAUGGAUGAUGCGAGGCAGCUUCUGGCCUCAAUCUGUGAUGUGCAUUAAUCAUCCACUUUAAUCAACUAAUUGCAGAUUUACAUUUUCUCGGCUAAAUCCUAACAAAACACUUGACUAUGUUUUCAAGGUUAAUGUGGGUUUUAUCUUUUUUAUAUACUGUAAUCUUCUAUGUAAGGCAGUAUAACGGACUAGUUUUUUUAAUUUACAGUUAAGAUGAAAUUAAAACAUGUCAAUCAUGUGAGAAGUGUUUUGAAACAACCGUAUUUUUCUGAGUUUAAGUCGCUCCGGAGUAUAAGUUGCACUUGCCGAAAAUGCAUAAUAAAGAAGGAAAAAAACAUAUAUACGUCGCACCGGAGUAUAAGUCGUACCUGUCGAAAAUGCAUAAUAAAGGAAAAAAACAUAUAUGAGUCGCACUGGAGUGUAAAUCGCAUUUUUUAGGGAAAUUUAUUUGAUAAAACCCAACACCAAGAAUAGAAAUUUGAAAGGCAAUUUAAAAUAAAGGACCAGUUUUUUUUUAUUUUUAUUUACAGCUAUGAUGAAAUGAAAACAUGUCAAUCAUGUGAGAAGUGUUUUGAAACUACCGUAUUUUUCAGAGUAUAAGUCGCUCCGGAGUAUAAGUCACAGCUGUAGAAAAUGCAUAAUAAAGAAGGGAAAAAACAUACGUUGCACUGGAGUAUGAGUCUCAUUUUUGGGGGAAAUUUAUUUGAUAAAACCCAACACCAAGAAUAGAAAUUUGAAAGGCAAUUUAAAAUAAGGGACCAGUUUUUUUUAUUUUUAUUUACAGCUAAGAUGGAAUGAAAACAUGUCAAUCAUGUGAGAAGUGUUUUGAAACUACCGUAUUUUUCAGAGUAUAAGUCGCUCCGGAGUAUAAGUCGCACCUGUCGAAAAUGCAUAAUAAAGAAGGGAAAAAACAUAUAAGUCGCACUGGAGUAUAAAUCGCAUUUUUUGGGGAAAUUUAUUUGAUAAAACCCAACUCCAAGAAUAGACAUUUGAAAGGCAAUUUAAAUUAAAGGACCAGUUUAUUUUUUUUUUAUUUACAGCUAAGAUGAAAUGAAAACAUGUCAGUCAUGUGAGAAGUGUUUAGAUAUUACUGUAUUUUUCAGAGUAUAAGUCGCACUUGCCGAAAAUGCAUAAUAAAGAAGGAAAAAAAAGAUACAGUAUAUACGUCGCAUUUUUGGGGGAAAUUUAUUUGAUUAAAUCCAACACCAAGAAUAGAAAUUUAAAAGGCAAUUUAAAAUAAAGGACCAUUUUUUUUUUUUUUAAUUUACUGCUAAGAUGGAAUGAAAACAUGUCAAUCAUGUGAGAAGUGUUUUGAAACUACCGUAUUUUUCAGAGUAUAAGUCGCUCCGGAGUAUAAGUCACAGCUGUAGAAAAUGCAUAAUAAAGAAGGGAAAAAACAUAA